Messenger RNA from Neoarius graeffei (lesser salmon catfish), 3337 nucleotides. It is a transcript of the gene ppap2d, whose product is annotated as phosphatidic acid phosphatase type 2D. The coding region runs from base 491 to 1462 and encodes 323 amino acids. The record is from RefSeq and is a predicted model, not a curated record. Gene Ontology annotation, biological process: phospholipid dephosphorylation; signal transduction; phospholipid metabolic process. The transcript is spliced from 6 exons. NCBI's taxonomy places the organism in Eukaryota, Metazoa, Chordata, Actinopteri, Siluriformes, Ariidae. Gene Ontology annotation, molecular function: phosphatidate phosphatase activity.
GGAUAAUACUCGGAAUGAAAGCACACACCGCAACAGAAAAGAAAAGUUUUUCUAGCUCUUGGAGUUGACUUGUGAAGAAGGAGGAACUCCUGUAUGGAGAUCACAGACUCGGCUGGGUUGAAGAAUGAGGAGUGUUUGGGUUUCUGUGUCUGAAACCGGACCUGCACAGAUCCUGGACCGGGUUUAGUCCAGCAUGAGGAUGGCGAGAUUUUUCCUCCUAAAAGUGACUCCUGGCUCCAGAUGUGGGACUUGGCUCCAGCUGCUGGAUCUGUGACUUAUUAAUCUGCUCGGUUAAAGCAGGGUCUGUCUGUAAACAUGAGCCGCUGUAGUUAGACUUCGUGCUUGUCUUUCAGGAAGAUCUGAUCUCACUCAGGCUGGACUGACCUUCAUACCUGUGGAGGAGACAACAACGCUUCAUGUGCGCCGAGGCUGGACUGCACAAGCCACCGAACACCAAGGAAGACGUGCGCUCGUGGUCCGUUCAGCUAAGAUGGAGAAGUUUGCCGUGAACAGUGGUGGUGUUGGAGACGUGGAGCGGGACCUGGAGAUCGGAGAAGCCGAGGAGCCGCUGCGCGAGAACGGGAAGGCUGGAGCGGGUCAGAACCGAACCGUGACCCGGGAUCACAGCUCCAACCCCAGGAUGCUGGUCGGCUUGGACAUCUUGUGUCUCAUUGUGGCAUCUAUCCCUUUCUUUGCGUGUGAACUGAAAACUGUGAAGGCGUACAAGAGGGGUUUCUUCUGCGAAGACCCGAGCAUCACUUACCCCUACGUGGAGAGGGAGGCCAUCCCGGACAGCGUGCUAAUCACAGGAGGAAUCAUCAUUACGGGCCUAACGAUCGCGCUGGCUGAGUGUUACUGCGUGCGCUCCCGCCGCGUGAACUCCCGUGCCUUCAUACGAAACCCCUACAUCUCCUCCCUCUACAAAGAGCUGGGCAGCUUCCUGUUUGGCUGCUGCAUCGGCCAAUCGCUGACCAACAUGGCCAAGCUGAGCGUGGGCCGGCUCCGCCCCAACUUUUUAGCAGUGUGCAAUGUGACGUACGCAUCGCUGAACUGCUCCAAGGGCGAUUAUGUGGAUAACGUGCAAUGCAACAACGACCAGAAAGACGUGGAGGAGGCCAGGAAAUCCUUUUUCUCAGGCCACGCCUCUUUCGCCAUGUACACAAUGCUUUACCUUGCUUUCUACCUUCAGGCGCGGUUCUCGUGGCGCGGUGCGAGACUGUUGCGGCCGCUGCUGCAGUUCCUGCUGGUGAUGCUAGCCCUGUACACCGGGCUCUCCCGGAUCUCAGACUACCGCCAUCAUCCCUCGGACGUCCUCACCGGCUUCCUGCAGGGAGGAAUCACUGCGUACUGGGUGGCGUUCCAUAUCUCCUCCAUGUUUAAAACGUGUCCCGCAGACCGCUCUCCCACUAGUCUCUCCCUGGACAGCCCUCUGUCUCUGUCCAGCCGGCAGACAGAGUGCUAGCAUCCGUCCUGGGACGCGCGGACACACGGCGCUGCCUUCACGUGGACCGAACCGAACGAUGUCAGAUGAUGGACAUGAGAGAGAGUCGGUGAGGAGGAAGAGGAGAAGGAGGAUGUCCAGAGGAAGAAUCGGAAGAAUGUGUUCACGUCCAUACUCACAUACACACACCGACCCACUGCCUACAAGUCCUGCAUAAAUAAGAUAUAUAAUACAGAUAUUAUUGUUUUUUUUUUGUUUUGUCUUUUAUGUGAGCCUUGUGUAUAUUUUACUUCAAAUCCAGUAAAUAUAUAUAGACGAAGCUGCUAAUAAUUGUAUUAUUCCGUAGUGACACUUAUACAGGAGCCUCUGUGGAGGAAGUGGGGAAUCCACAGGUCAAUCGCCUGCAGCUUAUUGGAGCAAUGCCACUUUCACAGGCAGAUGUACUGACCAAUCACAAGAGUUCUGUGGUUACAACCGAUGUUGGGCUUCAUUUAUCAAACUGCAUACAAAUAAAUUUAUUUCUAACUCGCUCGCAGGAGCAUUUCCACGAGAAAUUUGGUGUUUAGGAAAAUCCAGUUCGAUAAUCGUAUCAUUAUCCGAGAGUUACCGCCAUCUUAUACACGCUGUAUAUUACACCGUCAAGUUUAAAUCACGUAUUUAUUUCAGUUACAUACACUCAGUCUCUUCGUCUUCAUUCGAUCAGAAAGCAACUCCAAAAUAUAACCCAUAAAUUAAGAUAAAUCGGACUAGCCGAUUAAUUAUGACAAAAGUAAUAGCGCCCUAUGUAUAGAUGACGCGCUGUAACGACUGAGCCGCAUCACUGAGCGAUUAAAGCAGGUGCUCUUUCGCCAUUUUGUCAUUUGUCAGCUCUCUGUGAGCCUUUUAUGGAUAUUUGUGGGUGUGGCUAAAUGUAAAUGUUCUGUAAACACACUUGGUGAUUUAUCGCUUAUAUACUGUAUGAGCAUGAAAAAAAGUCACGAAAACGUUUGUAAAACAACACUACUUAAAGAUUGAUAAAUGAGGCCCAAUGGAUAAGGGUGCAAUAAGCCCGUUACACUUUUAUCUUCUUUUCUUUGCUUUUGUAUUUCUUUUAUAGUUUUCUUUUAUUACCUUUUUCUACUUUGCUUUCUUUAUUUCAUUUUAUUCUUUCAGUUUCUUUUAUUUUGCUGAUAUGUUUCCUUUCUUUUUUUUGUUUUAUUAAUUCUAACUUUUUUCUCUUUAGUUUGUAUUUUUCUUUAUUCUUUUAUUUUUUCUGUCCUUAAUUUAUUUCCCUUUCCUGUCCUUUAACAUUUCUUUUCCUCUUGUGCAUUUCAUUAUUGAUUACAUGGCAAAGUCCAAUCUUGAGACAAGAUAUUUCUUUCUUUCUUUCUUUCUUUCUUGCGAGGUAGCCGUGUGACUGAAAUGAAACGAGACCGCUCUCGCUCCCUCCUGCCUCCAUGUCUCGGUGGUGUCGAGCAGGCAGACCACUGCACACUAGCAACCUGCUCGAACCUUUGGCACUUCAGCUGCAGGACUGAACUCUGAAACUCUAGCACAUGGUAUUCCAGUGGUCUCAUUUCAACAGUGUUUAUUUCCUCUUACUGUGGUCAGCCAAUCACCUUCUCCCAGUUUUACAAGGUGGUAAUUAUUCAUAGUAUAAACAUAUGUAAAUCAUUUUAUAAAGAAAGAAAACUAUCCAGAGUUUGCAAAUGUAUUAGCGCUGUUGUGUUUAUAUGCGUGCAAGAUGCUUGUAUUGUAUAAAUAGUGACUGAGCCAGAGGUAUUGUAUUGUCAGAAAGCUAUAUUUUAUGUUUAUAGUUUUAUAAACGUUUUGUUUAUUUUGUCUGUGAAAGUCCCUGAGGCUAAAAUAACCACUGUAUUAAUAAACCAAACCAAUAAAACGAAUGUGCAACUAUUA